Molecule: messenger RNA, 1931 nt
Organism: Fomitopsis serialis
Lineage: Eukaryota; Fungi; Basidiomycota; Agaricomycetes; Polyporales; Fomitopsidaceae
Exons: 3
Coding region: 104-1570 (488 amino acids)
Biological process (GO): vacuolar transport; ubiquitin-dependent protein catabolic process; metal ion transport
Cellular component (GO): perinuclear region of cytoplasm; Golgi apparatus; endoplasmic reticulum
Source: RefSeq, a predicted model, not a curated record
CAUCACCCGCACCUCUGCAGUAACAACAUCCUACUGACCAGUCCAGCUUACCCCCUCCCUCUCCGCUAGUUCCCACUCUCUCUACUCCUCUCCGGCGAGGUACAUGCCUGCCCACUAUGCGCCCCUCCCCAACCCCCACGCAGACCCGGACGCAGACCAUGAGCUAGAGGCUGCCUUCGACGACUCCGACGACGAGGAAGAACAAGGCGCCCCUGGACGCAUACGCAACGGCUACCUCGAGCUCGCCCACGAGGAGCCCGCCGCCUCGUUGUCCGAGACAGUCGCCCCCGAGCCAGCCUCAGGGACGUACAACUUCGAGAGCACCGAUUUCGACUGGGUCCGCCCGCCCCCAGGUUCCCCGCCAAGCCCCACGCGCGCAAUAUCUAACGACUACGGCAACUCGAAUGGCGUCGUGCCGGUGCUGACAGAUGUGGAAAGGACGAGGAGAGGGUGGUUCAGGCAAACCGCCGCCGCAGUGUUGCCCAAUCACUAUGUCCAGCGGUUCGGUCUCUCUCAAGAGGUCCCCAGAACACCUGUGGGCGGCGGGACGGGCAAUGACGGCGUCUUCGCCAAUGUGGUCGCUAAACCGUCUCGUUCGGUGGUGAUCCAGGAAGGUGACGAGACGUAUCUGGUGCCUGAGGACGCGCAAAAGGACGCACCGCCAUCCUACGCCGUCGCCCAGCAAGACGUCGUACCACCAUACUGGGAAACGACCAUUCACGCCCCCUCCGCCUCGAACGAGCCCGGUGAGGUCGUCAUCGACGGCCUGCCCACAGGCUCGCUCUUCUCCUUCCUCUGGAACAUGCUCGUCAGCGUGUCCUUCCAGUUCGUCGGCUUCAUGCUCACGUACCUCCUGCACACGACCCAUGCCGCGAAGCUCGGCUCGCGUGCAGGCUUCGGAAUCACGCUCAUUCAGUACGGCUUCGCCAUGCGCCGGGACAGCCAGGAGGCUGGCUAUGGGCAGACCACGCAGGAGGCGUGGAAUAGACCACACUUUUCCACCCCGGAGGAGGCUGACGAUUAUUACAAGAGCUUGAACGCCACAGCGCCGACGACGACGGAGCCGCCGAACGCUGAUGGAAGCAACCCCUUCUUCCUCGGGGACGCUGCCGCGGAGUGGAUCUCGUUCCUGCUCAUGACCAUCGGCUGGUUCGUCCUCCUUACCUCUCUACUCGGCUUCUGGCGCGUCAAACGCUGGGAGCGUGGUAUCCUCAGUUCGCAGCAGGAGAGCCCCUCUCAGAGGCACGUCAACGGGCCCGCCAACGGCACGCUCAUCCACUCGCUCGAGCGCGCCCUGGGCAUCAACGGGCUCGCAGAUGGCUCGCUCAUCCGCACAGGAUUCGGGCUCGAGCGGCCGGGUGCGCGAGAGGGCGAUCUCGAGGCGGAGAUCGCCAUUGAGCGCAUCGUGGGCCCGUUGGGGGACCCGGAGGAGCGGCGCGCGCACCUUGCGGAGCGCAACGAGUACCAGCUCCCGCUGACGGACGAUCCGGAGCAGAACGCGCGCGUCGCACAGGCGAUGGCGGAGCAGGCACGGCUGCAUCAUAACCUGCGCCAGGCGGGGCUUAUUUAGGCGUAACGGACGCUGCGUAUUCCUAUCCUUAUCUGUCACGGUUCUGCGGGCACUUGUACGAGGCGGCGUUGUUGCGUUCUAUUCUACUAUACCUACAGUCCAGGUCAGGCGGCGUGCGGUGCGGUGGGCACACGCAGCGUUCAUCUUUUGUCGGACCCACACAGGUUUUGUUGCUGCAUGUAAUAGUAACUACAUAUACUGUACAUACUGUUCGCUUCUCUUCAAAUUCGUCCUUGCUGCUGUCCUUCCAGUGACUGCAGUGGGCGUUCGCCGAGCAACUGCGUGCUCCAUUCAUUCCUUAGUCUUCGCUUCACUUUGUAACCAUACGUGGAAUGUGAUAGUAUAAUCGUCGAGCACGUUG